CAGGUUCUGGGGGUUGCUGUUUCUUCUACACUUGGGCGUCAGUAGGCCGUCCAAGUCAGUAUAUAUGUGUGUCCCGUGGAGAUAGAAUUAUAGGCGGGGUCGUGGUAAGCGUGGUACAUGACACCGGAGCUCGCUUAUCAUGAUAGAAGAAGUGGAAGUGCCUGGUUGCUCACGCCGAUACUCCUCAGCGUCCUUGUUAUCUGCCUUGCUAGCCACUUCCCCCAUCUUGCCCAGCACAAUUCUAAACCCGAGUGAAAAACAGCCCAGUUUUUUGUUCCGAUAUCCGAUGUCCAAUGCCCCUUUCGCUCGCAGUUUUUGGCAUGAUUCCGAGACUUCACGCUGUCUUCCUAGCGACGUUAUCCCGCCUUUCUGUGCUAUUGGUGAGUUUUAUAGCCCAGCCAAAUGUGGGAAGUUAGUGUACGAUUCCGCCAUGGCUCCAUGUCCAACAUGGGAAAUGGAUAAGAUGUACUGCAGACCUCGUAUCAGAAAAAAGCGUCGUGUCCUACUCCAGUACUCAACCGGGAGCUGGGAUUGUCGGGUUUUCCCGAUGCACUUUGUCGAUAUUACAAGACUUGCGUGCUAUAGGCGAGCUUUAUAGCCUAGUUAACCAUAAAAGGCUAUUGCAAGAUUCCGUCAUAGCAGUCGCACGCCGGCCUGGCAGACGGACAAGACGAGUUGCUGUACGGGCUCGCGAGUAAGUAUCUAGUAUGUCACGGUUUUAAACUUAAUUUCCGUGGACCUGGUCGCUGGUCGCUUUUGGGUUUGCAGGUGGAGAAGGUAGGCUAAUAGCGCUUCAACGUCCUCGAGUUUUCACCGUCCCAUAGCUUUCU
Cantharellus anzutake is the source of this 830-nucleotide messenger RNA. RefSeq lists its product as uncharacterized. The coding region runs from base 140 to 598 and encodes 152 amino acids. The transcript has a single exon. Lineage: Eukaryota; Fungi; Basidiomycota; Agaricomycetes; Cantharellales; Hydnaceae. The record is from RefSeq and is a predicted model, not a curated record.